Hippopotamus amphibius kiboko is the source of this 3931-nucleotide messenger RNA. RefSeq names its product transmembrane protein 198-like. The transcript has 5 exons. NCBI's taxonomy places the organism in Eukaryota, Metazoa, Chordata, Mammalia, Artiodactyla, Hippopotamidae. Gene Ontology annotation, cellular component: vesicle membrane; plasma membrane. The record is from RefSeq and is a predicted model, not a curated record. Bases 1932 to 2987 code for a protein of 351 amino acids.
GAAGGAAAAGUAACGGCGGUUGGCGGGGGCGCGAGCCAGUCCAGCAAGCGCAGAGUCCAACCCGUGGAGGCGGGCCUGGGGAAGCACCGGCCCCGCCUUUUAAAGGGCUCUCUGCCGCCGCCCUCCGUGUGCUGAAAUGGGAUUCCCGAAGGCUGCUCCGCUGGAAGCAAAGCAAGUGGACGCUGCAGCGGUGUCUGCGGAUUGGGGGCAGAGUCUCAAGGUUCCUCUGGCCGUAUUCUUGUGCCGAGACCGGGAGACAGAGGAAAGCCACCGAACCAGUCUGUUUCCCUUGCAGACAAAACCAGGCAGCGUAGGGGAGCCACCGCACGGAUCCCUUGCUGUAACGGGGACAGAGGCCCUUUUGUAUCGUGCGGGGGUGGAGCGGAGGGGAGGACGCCCCGGGCCUGCCCCCGCCCUGGCCCUCCUACGCUGCCCCUUCUUUCCCAGCAGCGCUCGCCCCCCCCCCCCCCCCCCCCCCAGCGCCUGGCCCAGCUGGCGCACUGCCCCGUAUAACCGUAGCUCCCACGGCUCGGAUCCUCCCCUCGGGGUGCAGCUCUCAGGCCCCGUGACCACGAAGCGGGACAGAAGGACUGGGAGCGUGGCUCCGCUUGCCUCCGCACCCGAGCGCAGAGCCUAAACACACUGCGCUCAUCGGCGCGCUGCUUUGCAUCUCGUCUGCAUACCGAGCUGCUCGGUCGGCGUUGACAAGCGCCCCCGCCCCCACUGACACCCGGCGUGGGUACCCUCUCUGUCGGUCCCCUCCUCUGCACACGCCUCUCCGUCAGUCCCCCUUCCAGGCCCCGUCUUUGCUCUGCGAGUUUUUCUACCCAUGAACCCCUCGUCGGCGCCCCCAGAGCACCUCUCCUUGUUUAGAGUCCCCAGACUUCCAAGCGGUUUGAGGAGAGGAGCCCCAGGGAUUCCCCACGCCAACUCUCCUGCCUGUUGAGACCUUGAUGUCCAGAAGAAGACAGCUGAAGGGAAGUGCUUGCACCCACCCUACCCGACUCCCAUAGUGCCCCCAGCGCCAGGUCCUCCUUGGUGUUCUCCUUUCAGGAACUGAGUUCAGAUCCCAGUGGCAGCCCUGACACCCCGGGGGAAAGGGAGAAGUAGAAAAGUCCCACCAGUGUCCUGAGGGGAGGGGCAACAUGCUACCAGGAUGUGAGAUGUCUGUGGGCAAGGUGCCUGCUUAGUCCCUGAGGGGUCGUGGGAGUUGGACUGUGGCUGGAUGUCCCUUCCCCCAAUAACUCCUUCUCCACCUGAAGCCAAGGCUUCAAAACUUUGACCACGUGUGGGUGACGGUCUCUACUUGAUUCCUUGUCCCAGACUCUUUUGGUGUCUGAUUUUUCCCCCUCUUCCUUCUCUGAGGUUGGAGCAGCUGUUGGGAGACCCCCACCAUGACUCAUUCUCUCCUCUUUCUUCUCCUUCUCCCCUCUCUAUUAACUCCAUUCUUCCCAGCCCAGUGGGAUAAUUUUGAGUCCCCGCUGCAAAUGGGGCAAACUUUCUUUUCGGCUGGAACAAGCUGCUGAGUCUUAGCCCCCAAUCCCACUAGUACCCCUGGGCCCCUCCCUUCACAGACUGAGGACUUCCUGCCCCUCCCACCCCACCCUGAAAAGCCAGGGGGCAAAGACUCAUUACCUUUAUAAGAUUUGAAGUUCUACUUAAUGUCCUUGUUUCAGAGGGUGAUAAACAGAGAGCUGGCUCCCCUCAAUCCGGUCCUAUAGGUUUCUUCAGUUACCCCAGCAGGGCUAAGCUCCGUCCUGAAAUUGGCCUUUCUUCAAAAGAAAUAGAGGUACAGAGGCCUCAAGAUUCAUGGGCACCUGAGUUCCUGUCCCCUACCCCCUUGCAGGUUUCCCAGCCCCCUCAAGACAUUCAUGGAUGGAUGAGAGGAGCUGACACGGACCUCCCCCGCUGUGACCACCUUCUCUUCGGCCAUGGAGGAAGCCUUGCUGCCCCUCGCCAUGACGUCUGACCCCAGGCCCUUUAAUCAACAACUCCCAGAGCCUCCAGACCCAAGAUGUGUCUUGGAACCCCAGGACAAUCCUGAAUUGGCACCCGCCCUGGUGUGCGCUCUUUGCUGCUGCUUUGGAAUCAUCUACUGCUGCUUCGGCUACCGCUGCUUCAAGGCAGUGAUGUUUCUCUCCGGCCUGCUGUCAGGAGCCCUGGUGAUCUUCCUGCUGUGCCACAAGGAGCGCGUGCUAGAGACACAGCUGAGCCUGGAGGUGAGCGCGGGCAUUGCGCUAGGCAUCGGACUCCUCUGCGGCCUGGUCACCAUGCUGGUUCGCAGCGUCGGGCUCUUCCUGACUGGUCUCCUGCUAGGCCUAACCCUGGGCGCCGGGGUCCUGCUGGGCACCGAGCCCAUCUACCAGCCACCUUCAGCCUGGGUGCCGGCUGGGGGGCUGGUGGGGCUGGCACUGCUGGGGGCCCUGCUCACUCUUCGGUGGCCACGUCCCUUCACAGUUUUGGGCACAGCCCUGCUGGGUGCUGCGGUGCUGGUGGCCUGUGCCGACUACUUCCUAGAGGGGCUGGCACUGGGCAGUCGGCUGGGCCAACGCUUGCAGGCACUUCCAGCCUUGCCUCCUCUCUGCUGGUAUAGCUGGGUCUUGCUGGGGACCUGGCCAGCCCUGGGGGCCCUGGGGGCCCUGGCCCAGUGGAAGCUCAUGGAUGAGGACCAUGGAGGCCACACCAAUGCAGUGGUCUUGAGCCACCAGCGAAGGCAUCUCCAACUCCUUCGAAUCCGUCAGCAAGAGGCCAAGUGGCACCGGACCUCCCCUGGGGUGGGGCUCUGUGAGGGCAGCUACCGACGCCAGCUCCCCCCCAGCACCCGGAGCCCUGCGGACAGUCUGGCUCCAAGUUAUCUCCAGAGCCUUCGAGAGCGCCAGCUGGGACCAGGCACCCAGACCACAGCCCCCCACACCAUCCUGGACCUGGAUUCUGACUGUGGUUCCACUGUACCCCUCACCACACCUUCUGGUUCCACCCAGACCUGAGCCUAAACCUCCACCGAUGCCCUCAACCCUAGCAAGGGCCUGAGCCCACAGGAUCCACACACAAACUUCCCCACCUUUUGGACUUGGGGAUGGAAUCUCUGCUCCAACCCAGACCAGCCCUGUAGGGAUAUGUUUCAGGGACAGAUAGAGAGGAAUCUUAUGGGGAAGGGAGAGGAAUGGAAGUGUGAGUACCUACCUCUGUCCAAUAAUAGAGGUGCCUGGUCCCUAAAGUAACUGACUCCCUAAUUCCCUCCAAACCAAACCAAGGAGGGCCACUACCCAAUAGCCUUCUAUAUACCCACCUCAGUGUGCCUCACGAUGGUAAAAUAAGGGGUUUUAUUUUUGUAGGACCUGUGGAAAAUCAGAAAGCCUCCAAAAGCACUUGACAGCUUUUUGAUGGGGAGAAGGGCAACAGAGGAGGCCCAGGAUCCCUAAUCCCCAGGUCCCUCAUUAGGGAGCAGUUGGGAUCCUGGUUAGCCUUUCCUUCUGGACCCCGUAGGCUCAAGCCGCCUUCUCCUACCUCAGUUGGGGGUACUGUCCUCCAUGGUGCUUCCCUUUCCCUUCUUCUUAAUGGGGGGAAGGCCACAGGGCAGUGCCUGGCUCAGCACCCACCUUCCCCCAAAGCUGGCUUCUUGCUCCAAGGAGAGAACAUUGGCCCACAUGUCAGAGUCUUGCCCUUUGUCCAAAGGAGCCUGGUCUUCAGGGCUGCGUGGGAGACGAGUGCUUUCUCUGCCUUUCAUUAUAGGUGACACUAAUCUCCUUAACCAGAACGUUGUCCCAACCACUAACCCAUUCUAACUCUCCACUCCCCCUGAUUCUCUUGCCCAAGGUCUGUUCCCUGGUUCCCCAGACAGCAUGAAGAAAGAUAUGUCCCUCUCCCCGGCAGAAAGGUUAUGAUGGGAGGGAGGAAGACCAUGGGAGCAUGUGAAUAAAGUGGCAUUCAC